This is a messenger RNA of Paramecium octaurelia, 991 nucleotides long. Lineage: Eukaryota; Ciliophora; Oligohymenophorea; Peniculida; Parameciidae. The record is from the annotation of a GenBank genome assembly.
AUGAGCGACGAAAAAGAAAAGCUCAAAAAAAAAAUCCUACAUGACACAGAAUAGCUAGCAAAGGGUUAAAGAUUUGCCUUAUUCUCUUCUCCAGUCCCACUGGGUUUAGGAGAUGACAGUUACGAUUUCAAAAAGAAACGUACCUAUUUUCUUAAAUACCAUAGCUCCUAGAGGAGAGAAUGGCAAACCAAUUACUCAACCCACUAAUAUGAAAAUUGGAGCCCCAAAAAGCGGAAGGAUUAAAAGCUCGUAUUUUAGUUAGGUUUCUUUUAAUUCCAUUGGUGAUCCUUAUAUGGAUCCAUAAAGAAAGGAUUUGCAAUAUGAAUUGGAAAAAACUAAGAAGAUAUUAUUUAAAGAUCAACCGUUUAGACCUGCAUCAGGUUAUAAGGAAUUGUUAGGAGGGCCUUGGCCACAUAUGAAAGAUUUUGAUAUGAAGAAGACUAGAAACUAUAAAACAGCUGAUGGUCGAGUUUGGUCAGCUCCUCGUAAUAUCACAACAAAUCCAGCUAAUAAGGAACUAUCAAAGGGUUAUCCGCAUCAAAAGGAUGAAUACGAUAGGUUUCAUUAAUAUUAACUGGUAACGAAUCCCUUUAUUCUAUGAUAGAAAUUAUAAAUGGAAGCAAAAAGAAAGGAAAAAGAAGUUGCUUUCAGAACAACAGUAGCAGGAGGGGAGAAUUUCAAUAAAGACAAAUAAGUAUUUGGAUUUGAUGGAAGAGCACCUCCUCCAAAUAAAGAGAAGCCACAUGACAUGCAUAUUAUGAAACAUGAAUAAAAUUUCAAGCCUUCAAACCCAGGUAAAAAGGGCUUUGAAGGAGAAUUUGAAUAAAUUACUUAUAAACCAGAUCCACUGAAACCCAUGAAAAGAAAAGAAUGGCCUAAAGGAAAAGAACAAUUCAGGCCCAACCAUUUAGUCGUAAUGUCAAGACCAACUCCAUCAAUUACAUGUUUCAAAUAGAACAUUAGAAGGGUAAUGAGUGCUAAAGGAUUCUGA